GCGUCAGUCGUCGAUCGAGCUUAAGCACGUCGAGUUAAACCCACGAACCCGCUGUGUAACAUCUUCAAAUUAUCGCAAAUAGGAUUAAGCAUGAGAUUGCUAGGUUUGGUGCUGUUGAUUGCAGCGCUGGGCAGCGCACAGGAUGCAGCGCAACAACAGCAGGCGACAGUUGUCAGCGGCGAUGCAGCAGCUGCCACUGUCGAUAGCUUAACGGAUGCCUCAGACACGCCCACGGACACCACAAAUGGAACAGCAACGGAUGCGGCUGGAACUAAGCCACGUUUCCCCACACGGGACGAGAUCCUCGGCCAGAUGCCUCCGGUGUUGCCGGUGCGCAGCGGCAUUCCUCCGGUUGAUGCCUUUUACUUGAUGUUCCCCGCCCUCAGCAGCCUGCUGCGUUGGGGUAGCCUCUUCCCCGCCCAGUCCAUUCUGGGUGCCAUGCCCGACAAUCUGCAGCAGUCGGCCUCCAAGGUGGUCCUCGUGCUGGCCGACGAUGCGAAUGCCCAGAAGUCGCGUGUCACCCGCCAGAAUGCGCCGAUUGUGCCGCCGAAUCCAUUGAAUGCACCCGUGAUGUUGCAGCAGCUGCUCAGCCAAAUGCCACAGCCUAAUCUCGGCCAGAGUUGGCUGCCCGAUGGUCUGGUGGGACAAAUGCCGCCACUGCCGGCACUGCCCAACAUACAGGACUUUAAUCUUGGUCAACCACUUGCGGGUCUACAAUUGCCACCCCUCGAUGGUCUCUUGGGUGCACCGCCGCCAGCUCCAGCUACCGUAACCCCCCCUCCACCACCGGCAGCUGCAGCCAAGGCUGCCACCGAUGAUGUGGCUCAGGCGCCGCCCGCUGUGGCCCAAGCACCACCGGCGCCAUUUGCCGGCUUUUUCGACGGCACCAACAACAUGCUCGGCAGCGCCUUGGCUGCCAUGCCCCAAGCACCCACACCCGAUGCCUUCAUGGCUGGUCUACGUCAAUUCUGGCCAGGAGCAGCGCCCGCUGCCGCAGCCGAUGCGACCGCUCAAGCUUCGGACAUCUCGGAGGUGCGUGUGAAACCCGAAACGCCUGAAAGCAGCAGCAUCAUCAACUACAGAGAUCCAGAGCAAAGGGAGGCGCAGUUGGCACAGCUCAAGCUGAAGUCAGCGCUGCAAAUGGAGCAGGAUAAACAGCGUGUGCCAUUGCUGUGGUUCCGCAUGCCAGCAACGAGCAGCAACACGAAGACUACGAACAGUCCCACGGAACAGCGCGAGAUUGAGACGAAACUGCAAAUGUUUGAGCGUCAGGUGAUUGCCGAAUUGAAGCUGCUGCAGCAGAUUGAGGCUCUAGCUCGCGAGAUGCGCGCCAAUGCACAGGAAGGAGGACGUCAGCAGCAGCAGCAGCCGUCUUACAAGCUGCGUUAUCCUUUGAGUCGGACUCCGGUGCAUAAGAUCACACGAUCGGACAUUGAGCGUGCGCUGCGCGAUGAUUAUGUGCGACGUCUGUUGAACAAGGAAGCGCAACGCAAGGUGCAGGGAAGCGCUGCGUUCAAGCGUCAGGCGACAACGCCACAGCAAACGCUCUCCAAGGAGGACAUCGUCAACGUGAUGGCCUAUGCUUACAGGUUGGCCAACGAGAAGCAACGCGCAGCAGCCACAGCUGAGGCGACGCCACAAAUGCAACAACAGCAGCGACAAUUUGAUGCGGCAGAGCAGCAGGCAGUCAAGGAGAAGACGCAACAGCAGCAGCAGCAACAGGAGAUGAUCAUGCGUCAGAUGAUGUCGCAGCCAAUGGAACAGCAGCAGCAACAGUUGCUGAUGCAACGUCAGUGGAUGGAGGAGCAGGCAAAGCGACAGCAGCAACAGGCACAACAGGAAGCCAUGGCCAGGCAAAUGGAGACGAUGCAACGCCAGGCAGCGAUCGAUCAGCAGCAACAGCAACAGUUGGCGGAACGUCAAUGGGCGGAUGCCAAAAUGCGGGCUAUGCAGCAGCAACGUCAGUGGACGGAGGAGACGAUGAAGCUGAAGCAGCAACAGCAGCAGCUGCAGCAACAGGCGCAACAGCAACGUCAGUGGACAGAGGAGGCAAUGAAGCAGCAAACAAUGCAGCAGCAACAACAGCAACCAGGCAUGGAGCAACAGCAACAGCUGCGUCAAUGGGAACAGCCAGCGGAGCGUCAAUGGGCAGAUGAGAAGAUGAAGGCCAUGAGGCAGCAGGCAGAGCAACAGCGUCAGUGGUCAGAGGAGUCCAUAAGACAGCAACAACAACAGCAGCAACGGCAGCAGCAACAAGCGGAGCAGCAACAGCAAAUGCGUCAAUGGACAGAAGAUGCCACAAAGUUGAAGCAACAGCAACAAGCUGAGCAAAUGCGUCAAUGGACAGAAGAUGCCACAAAGUUGAAGCAACAACAACAGCAACAAGCAGAACAACAACAGUUGCGUCAAUGGGAACAAGCCGAAGAUCAACAGCAGCAGCCACGUCAGUGGACGGAAGAUGCGACAAAGGUGAAGCAACAGGAGCAGCAGCAACAAGCGGAGCAACAACCAAUGCGCAUGGAGACGGACGGCGAUGGCCUGAUGGUGGGUGAGGCGACGCCACAAAUGCCGGAAACCGAUGGCAAGGAGCGUCACAAAGUCGACGUUUUGGGUUUGGGCGGCAAUCAUCACAAGAAGGUCAAGUCAAAGGUCGCACCAACGAUCAUCAAUUACUAUCAGCAGGCACCACCACCACGUCCAGUUGCCUAUCAAUAUGCCCCACCGGCUCCAAGCAGCUAUGGCACCAGCUAUGGCGGCGGCGGUUACGGAUCGAAUGCCUACGGUGGCUACCGGGCGGCAGUCGGCAAUGAUGCGAUCGACAGCAUGCUGCGCGAACAUCAGGUCUUGGCGGCGGCAAUAAAACCUCCCACCGAUGACAACAGCAACAGCAACACGACCACAGCAACUUUGACGACCGACGACGACAACAACAAUCAUCGCAUACAGAAAAGUCAAUCAUCAGCAUCAACAUCAACAUCAUCACAUCCAUCAGCCACAACCACAACCACAUCCACAUCUUCGACUGGCGAGGAAAGCGACGCUUUGCUAGGAGCCCCGAAGGGUUUCAGCGACAACCUGCUGCGUCCCUACAUGGGUCUCUUGCCCAUCGCCCAGCCCCACGAUCCCUGGACGGAGAAAGCCUUUAAUCCCCAGCAUGCGCUCUACGGCGGUGGUGGCAGCUAUGAACCGUAUUUGCGACCCCGUCGGGACACUCACAUUAUGCCGACGCCGGUGCAAAGUCAUCAGCUUCUGACGCCGGGCAUGCUCGAGCGUCUGUUGCGCAUUAAGGCGGAGUUUCAGCGACGGUUUCCGCAUCUCUAUCAGGGCAUGCUCAAUCAUCAAACGAAUCAGACGCGUGUCGUUGUUAAGCCGCCGUUGCUGGUACGCAACGAACCGAAACUUAAAAGCGAUUCAACGCCUGUCUACGAGCUGGGAGCUGCGGAGCGAGGACUUUUCGAUGAGCCAAGCAGCGAUGUGGAAGCAACUAGCGAACGCAUCGUUGAGAAGAAAAAUAAACAACACCGAGGCGACGACAACGACGACGAUGAUGUGGAUUUCUUCCGCUUUGAGGAUGAGGAUUUGGAAGACAACAACGAUCAUGAUCAUCACAACAACGAUAACGAUAAGGAUGUUGAGCCUUUUGAUGACUAAACUGACAGCUAUUAUCCAAUAUUAUGUACGCAACAAAUAAACGAGAAACUAGAAAUGUAUAAAACUAUAAAAAAAAUU
Messenger RNA from Drosophila sulfurigaster albostrigata, 3729 nucleotides. Its product is annotated as defective chorion protein, FC125 isoform. NCBI's taxonomy places the organism in Eukaryota, Metazoa, Arthropoda, Insecta, Diptera, Drosophilidae. Bases 91 to 3651 code for a protein of 1186 amino acids. The record is from RefSeq and is a predicted model, not a curated record. The transcript is spliced from 5 exons. Gene Ontology annotation, molecular function: structural constituent of egg chorion. Gene Ontology annotation, cellular component: egg chorion; extracellular region. Gene Ontology annotation, biological process: chorion-containing eggshell formation.